Klebsormidium nitens is the source of this 2236-nucleotide messenger RNA. NCBI's taxonomy places the organism in Eukaryota, Viridiplantae, Streptophyta, Klebsormidiophyceae, Klebsormidiales, Klebsormidiaceae. The record is from the annotation of a GenBank genome assembly.
CAAUGAUUGACGAGCGGGCGGGCGGCGGCACCUCUAAACGCCUGGCGGCUGACUGCUGACGUCAUCGCACACGCAAUGCCACAGUAAGGAGCAAUGCGCAAAAAACCCCCGAGAUGCGGCAUUCGAAUUCACUACAAAACAGACUCAGCCAAAGUGGUAUGAGGCGUAGAUCAGUGAAGGAAGAAGCAAGCAGGCUCUGAGGGACUGGAGGCCUUUCCUGAGGGCGUGAAGACUGCUGAUUUCUCCAACUUCAUAAAAGAGCAGUGCCCGAAUGGGAAACAUGAAUGGAGAGCCUACUAGAGACGAGUUACGAGAGCGGGCAAACCGAGCGUUGGCGGACUUGGCAGCCUAUCAGGGGGGGGGCAGCUACGUCUGGGUAGUGGUUCGCGAAGGGGAGAAAAUAGGGGGGUGCUCCACCAACCUGCGGCCGUACCAGGACGCGUUUGAGAACGAGGUUAUGCAGGCUGUACCGAUGGAGAUCUGUGCGACUGGCGACGCGCUCCCAAAGACGGAGGCGACCUUUGCUCAGAACACCAGGACAAGGCACACGGACCUGCACCCCAUCGUGGCCGUUCUCAUGGCGAAGCUGAACGAGAUCAACGGCCACAACUCGCCCAGGACAAUGGCCAUCAAACACCCCGACACGCUCCCCCUCUGGUUCCCGCACCGCCCCAAAGUCUACGCGGAGCGCACGCAGGCCAUGUCCCUCCCGCAGCUCUUCCAGGUCCUCGACGCCAUCUUCGGCCACGUCAGGCGCCACGUGGCGGCCAUCCAUUCGCUGCACUCCGCCGUGGCCUCCCACUUCCGCGUCUCCUCCGUGCCCACGCGCACGCGCGCGUGCUUCGAGGCUUUCUUCGACUUUCUCAGAAGGGAGGCCGAAGAGAUCGGGGGAAAGCCCCGGGGGGCGAGGAGUACCCCCCGGGGGGGCGUUUCUCCCUCGGUUGGCACCCCCCCGGGAGCACGACUACCCGCCGCGAAAAGCCCUGGGGAAGCGAACGGGACAACCCCCCGGGGAGGCCCACGACGGCGCGGGCUCAGGAACAGCCCGACCCCGGAGAGGACUCCGGCGGGGGGGUUGUUUUUGCCGUCUCCGGGCCCCCACCCGUCGGAGAUGGUGGGCGAUUUGGACGAAGAUGUGCCCAUCCUGGACAAUCCCAAGUCGACGAUCACCCGGGGGCGGCGGGCGAAGAAGGGCGACCAAAUAGCGGGCGGAGCAGGCAAAGCGUCGCCAAAGACGGAGUCAGAAAGUCCCUGGGCCGAAGAGGAUGAGCUUGCGAGGGGCGUGAGCCGCUCGUACAAAAGAAGAAGGGAGAGCUCGAGAAUUCCGCCCGGGAGUUUCGGAGGAGCCGGGACUCCCGGAAAGAGAACUAGAGUGAAGACCGAAGUGGACGACGCGUUCGCCGGGAGGGCUGAGUCCGACUUGAGCGCGCACUCAAGCACGCCACGUGUCGACGUGCCGUUGGCCAUGGCGGAAUGCGCUGAAAGCAGGCCGGAGAUCCAGUCCAACGGGGUUGGGGUCGAGCAUUCCGGCGGAGCGGGACCGGAAUUGGGCGGAAAAGGUUGGGAUGACGGAGACAGCGAACAUAGUUUUGACCAGUUAUUGAAUAACGUGGACUGGGAGCAGGUAGAGAAUGGAUUGAGGGCGGAAACGGAGGACGCCGGAAGCGGCGGAAUGGAUCGGGGCUGACAAUUAAGUUGGCGAGAUGGUAAAGCUGUAGACUCGGCUGACUGAAGCGCCACAUUAUAAGCAGGAUUGAAAGACUUGCUUUCUGGUUAAAACAUGGGCUACGAGAUUUUGGCUGCCUGCUUUCAUGUGAUUUAUCACAAACACUUGCUAGGAGGGCCUGUCUAGAUGCACACCUUGACAUUUAUCUGCUGUGUUUGCUUGACACUGAUAAGGCGUUAAAGUUUCUCGAGCGGAGAGACUUUGUAUAGGGAAGCUGGGUAAGUGUAAGUAGAGUGACGCGAACUCGGGAUAUCCUGAUUUGCUCUCCAUAUAGGUAUUUUCAAUCUCUUCGUUCUUUUGCGUUACCUGGAUGAGAAGCCCGGCAGAGUCGAAACGAUCAGACGCGAUUGACCAGAGCCAAACGGAUCCAAACCCCGCAUAAGGUGCCCAUGCGCUUGGAACCCCCGCCGACGAAGCCCGUAAUGCAUAAGACACUGGUGAGACUUCCAACUCAGGGCAGUAGGAUACGAGAGCUGAGAUGAAAGACUGCCCGCUUAUAUUUGACACGUU